AAAAAAAUGAUAACAUCAUAAUAAAUUAUUCUGAUUAUUCAAAAAAAAAAAAAAAAAACACAAACCUGUAACUAUUAGAAUGAAUUCAAUUGUUUAUUCAAUGUACCAUGAUAUAUCAGUAACAAAAUUGCAUCGCUAGUAUUUAGAACGAAAUUAUUUUUUCAAAACUACUUUUUUGACUAUUUAUAAUGAAAAUAUAGUUAAUUACAAUUUGGAAAUUUAAGUUUGUGGAUGUGGAAAAUAAGACUUAUUCAUAAAAAUAAUGGAAAUUUUGUCAAAUGUACUUUCAAAUUUAUCUGCAUCGCCUGUUCUUUGUACCAUUUCGUAUUUGUCAACGUUGGUACUUUUGUUCGGAAUAUCACAGGAUGAUACACACAAAAAUCAAUACAAUGUGCAAAUAAAAAACGAGACCAAUGAGUACGAUUUUAUAAUAGUCGGUGCUGGAUCUGCAGGAUGUGUGGUUGCAAAUCGUCUAACAGAAAACAGCAAAUGGACCGUGCUUCUAUUGGAAGCUGGAAAAGAGGAACCUUUAAUUGCAAACGUACCAGGUUUUACAUUGUUUACUGAAAGAACAUAUUACGAUUGGAAUCAUCAAAUCGAACCAGACACCAAUUCAUGUUUAUUACCAGACGGAUGUACUUUUGCACACGGAAAAGGAAUGGGAGGAUCUGGUACUAUGAAUUUUAUGCUAUACGUUAGAGGUAAUCAAGAAGAUUAUAACAAUUGGGAACGAAUGGGAAAUACCGGAUGGAGUUACAAAGAUGUAUUACCCUAUUUUAAAAAAUCUGAAGACAACAAAGAUCAAGAUAUUCUCAGAACAAGCUCAGAAUAUCAUGGAACUGGAGGCUAUCUACCAGUUCAAAGAAUGUCAUACGUGGACAAUGCGUCAAAAAUAUUGUUCAAUGCUUUACAAGAGUUGGGUUAUAAUUCCACGGAUAUAAAUGGAAAAAAUCAAUUAGGAUCAAUGAUAUUGCAAACAACAACCAGAAAUGGAACACGUAUAAGCAGUAAUGGAGCAUUUAUCAGACCAAUUAGACGAAUGAGAAAAAAUUUAUACAUUAAAACUCAAGUAUAUGUGAUGAAAAUUUUAAUUGAUUCAGCGACAAAAAGAGCGUUUGGAGUAAAAUACCAGUCAUCAAUUACAGGCGAUACAAGAAGAGUAUUUGCUAGAAAAGAAGUAAUUAUUUCAGCCGGUACUGUCGAAUCACCAAAAUUACUAAUGAUCUCUGGAAUAGGACCCAAAGAUGAACUCGAAAAAUAUGAUAUCAGCGUUAUAAAAAAUUUAUCAGUAGGUCAUAAUUUACAGGAUCAUGUUUCAUGUCCAAAUAUUAUUGCCAGAGUGGGAGAAAACAAUAAUCCUGAUUGUCAAAGCAAAUUAAAGGACCUAAAAGAUUAUUCUCAUAAUCAUGAAGGUCCACUUUCUUCUAUUGGUGUUAGUUCACUAUCUGUAUUUUUUCAAAGUCAAUAUGCAGAAAUACCAAAUAUUCCCGAUAUACAAAUUGUCUUUAUGCCAUUAAGUACUAUAACAGCUUAUUAUAAUGAAUUUACAAUAAUGCCUUAUUUUCUACAACCAAAGAGUAGAGGAUUUAUUAAACUAAAUCAUACUAAUCCAAUUUGGGGCACACCGGAAAUAAUUCCGAAAUAUUUUUCCGAAGAUGAAGAUAUGAAACGUACAAUCGAUGGUUAUCGAAAAGCUCUUCGUUUAUUUAAUACAACUGCUUUUAAAAAUAAUAAUUUUCGAUUAAAAGAAAUUUCCUUCUCGCCUUGUAAUAAAUUUAAAUUCAAUAGUGAUGCAUAUUGGAAUUGUACUGCAAGACUUUAUACUAAUACGGAAUAUCAUCCAGUUGGAACUUGUAAAAUGGGUCCAAAAGAAGAUACCGAAGCUGUGGUUAAUUCGAGAUUAAGAGUAUAUGGAAUUGAAGGAUUGAGAGUGAUUGAUGCGUCAAUUAUGCCAAUCAUUACUCGAGGAAAUACGAAUGCACCAACUAUUAUGAUUGCCGAGAAAGGAAGUGACAUGAUAAAACAAGAUUGGUUAUAAUUUCAGAUAUUAGCAAGAAUUGAGUUAUUUUAAAAAAUUCAAAUUCUUUACUGAUAAUCAUCAAUGUUGAAUUUCUACAUUAUGUAUAAAUAUUGAUCAAUGACUAAUUUUUAUUCUAUGCUACAAAAGUUUCACGAAAAUUAUUGAUUAGUAUUUAUGUAUACAAUAAGUACAUGAUAAUAAAAUACAUAUAAAUAUUAAAAAUAAAAGUAACUAUCUGUUAUUUUUGCGAAAUAAAAUAUGAAUAUUCCAAGAU
This is a messenger RNA of Leptopilina boulardi, 2294 nucleotides long. RefSeq names its product glucose dehydrogenase [FAD, quinone]-like. Lineage: Eukaryota; Metazoa; Arthropoda; Insecta; Hymenoptera; Figitidae. Bases 263 to 2038 code for a protein of 591 amino acids. Gene Ontology annotation, molecular function: oxidoreductase activity, acting on CH-OH group of donors; flavin adenine dinucleotide binding. The transcript is spliced from 5 exons. The record is from RefSeq and is a predicted model, not a curated record.